Messenger RNA from Thermothelomyces thermophilus ATCC 42464, 474 nucleotides. RefSeq lists its product as uncharacterized. The transcript is spliced from 3 exons. The record is from RefSeq and is a predicted model, not a curated record. Gene Ontology annotation, molecular function: zinc ion binding; cytidine deaminase activity. Gene Ontology annotation, cellular component: cytosol. NCBI's taxonomy places the organism in Eukaryota, Fungi, Ascomycota, Sordariomycetes, Sordariales, Chaetomiaceae. The annotation marks the transcript as partial.
ACCUCCCACACGGCCAUCAACGAGGCCUGCCAGGAGCACGGCCUGAGCCCGAGCGAGUUCCUGGAGCUGUGCGGGCGCGCGCAGGACGCCAAGGCGCGCGCCUACUGCCCGUACAGCGGCUUCCGCGUGGGCGCGGCGCUGCUGACGCGCGCGGGCGACUACGUCGUCGGCGCCAACGUGGAGAACGCCAGCUACCCGGUCACGACGUGCGCCGAGCGCGUCGCCUUCGGCACCGCCGUCGUCGCCGGCGCCGCCGGCCCCGGCGGCUUCAAGGCCGUCGCCGUCGCCACCGACGCCGACACCCCCACGAGCCCAUGCGGCAUGUGUCGGCAGUUUAUCCGCGAGUUCUGCGAGCUGAAUGUGCCCAUCCUCAUGUUUGAUAAGGACAGCAAUUUCAUCGUGCUGAAGCUAGCAGAACUUCUUCCCCUGUCUUUCGGUCCGGACAGCAUGGGAGUCCCCGACCCGGCAAAGCCG